CUGCUGCUGACGCCUUCGCCUCGCCGCCGGAUGCAACUGAAGGUGCGCACUAUCCUAAACCUCGUCCAUUGCGCUCUGUGACUUCUGCUGGGAAAGAGACUUUCUAUCUUUCCAGCGAGGAGUCAGUAGGGUCUUCGAAUGGCGAGUUAAGUUCGUUGCCUAAAAUCUUUGCAGGUGUGUUGCGCGAUCUGGGGGUUGACCCAGAGGAGAAGAAGAAGAAACCUUCGAAGAAGAAAAAGAAGGCGGAUGUUGAAGUGACCAGCAAGGGUCCUGGCGCCAGUCGCGCAACUACUGCUGCUGUCAAAGGUACGCUUCGCCUCCGGCAACGUGACUUAGACGAUUACGUGAUAAUCAGUGACUCUUAUGAAGGUUUAUCAUAUGCAGCUAUGGGAAAGACUGGCGCUGGUGGGUCAAAGGGCUCUGGGAGCGCGGGUUCUCGUAACCCGGAUGCUGACGCAACUCCAUCUCAACCUGAGGAUGAAGAAGAAGAGGAAGAAGAGACUGCCCCGUUGAUUGGAAGAAAGAGGGGUAGAAGCGAGGCGACAACUGGUAUGGCCUCUGCGCCUGUUUCAGUUGUUAUUCCCGUUGUUGGGAAGAAGAGCAAGUUGCGCUCGUUAUACCAGUUUUCUCCUGGUAUGCUCUUAUCUCCCUUCUUUAUAAUUUAACCUCUUUUUUGCUCAAGUGCGUUUGCUUUAUUCUUGUAGAGAUCAAGAAGAAGACCCCUGAAAAGGGGGUUAAGUUUGUUGAACCCAGCACGAAAAGACCUAAGGUUGCCACUGAACCUUCCGAUUCUGCUGCGCGUGAUGCUGCGAAAACUGCUGAAGCGCAGCAAAAGGCAGAAGAGGAUCGGAGGAAAGAAGAGAGUAGGAUUGCUGCGCAGAAGAAGGCUGAAGAGCUAAAGCGCAAAGAAGAGGAAGAGAAAAAGAGGAAGGAGGAGGAGGAGAGAAAGCUGGAGGCGGAGAGGAAGAGAAAGCGGAAGAGGAGAGAAAGCUGAGGGAGGAGGCGGAUAGGCAGAGGAAGGCGGAAGAGGCGAGGAAAGAAAGAGCUGCCGAUCAGUCUUCUGUUCAAGGCAGUCUGGUGUCCCAAAACCUCCCCCCGCUGCGCCGAUUGUUACUUCUAAGGGGUUAGGGCGCUAUGUGUCUAGUGGUGCAAGCUCUGGAGGAGCUGGGGGCUAUAACCCCAAUGUGAUAGGUGCGAAGGAUACCGUCGGGGAUAUAUAUUAUAAAACUUAUACUGAAGAGGAACGUGGUGAUGCUCCUCAUCAAGCCCCUUGGAGCUUAAGGCAGAAGGAUACGUUUGUUGAAUUUGGUCCUUCUCGCGAUUGGUACUUGAACCAAUUCACUCCUGGCGAAGUUAACCGUCAAAAGGCGAAGCCGCAUGAAAUGUUGUACCGCACUUACAUUCUUGCCGAGGCCAACGCUCGAUCUGCUAACCAUCAGAUAGUUCGUGAAUGGCGAACAAUGGUCAGAGAGCGCGCCGACUGGGAGGCUUACCGAGAACGUGUGCUAAAACGUGUUGGUGAAUUUGAGAAGGCUAAGGCCACAUUUGAUGAGGAGAAAGCCAAGUUUGAGGCUGAUAGGAAAGCUGAAGAGUGGGGUCGCGAGGGCCUGCAAAAGAAACUUCAUAAUGUGGAAGAGCAACUGGCCAAGGAGAAGGCCGAGUUCAAGCGCAUCUGCGCCCAGGACAAACGAGCGCGCCUAUGCGGCUCGACAAAAAAUUGUUGGUCUUGAGGCUAAGAUAGCGGAGCUGACAUCGAAGGUGGAGGAAGCGCAGGUUGAGACAGCCGCUAAACAACAGAUGGAGGUUGAGUUGUCUGAAGCUAAGGUUCAGCUGUCCACCAAGGACAAAGAUCUCCAGGCCAAGGACGUUGAGAUUGCGGAACUCAAACGUCGCUUGGAUGAACAAAUCGACAGAUGUGAGUCCCUGGAGAUCGACCUUGAGGCAGAGAAGGUCAAGGCCAUCGAUGCUGAGGAGGCGCGUGCUGUCAGCACUGCGGCGCUUAACGUGGCUCAGACAAAUUAUUCUGAGGCCCAAGGCAUUGUGGACACGCUUGUUUCUGAAGCAGAAUGGAUGCGCACUCGGGAAUAG
This is a messenger RNA of Helianthus annuus (common sunflower), 2088 nucleotides long. RefSeq lists its product as uncharacterized. The coding region runs from base 1549 to 2088 and encodes 179 amino acids. The transcript has 2 exons. The record is from RefSeq and is a predicted model, not a curated record. NCBI's taxonomy places the organism in Eukaryota, Viridiplantae, Streptophyta, Magnoliopsida, Asterales, Asteraceae.